CGCUUUAGCAAUGCGGGCACGCGCGGCGGCGGGUCGGACAGGUCUGUGUGUUCUGGGAUAGAGAAAGAGGCGUGGGAGAGAGAGAGAGAGAGAGAGUGGGGAAUGAUGGCGGUGAAGGAGUGACAAGAGUUUCAAAGAAAGAGCGAACUGUUUUUAAUAUUUUUGUUUUGUUUUCACUACGGGAAAAACAACACAAUUUGGACUUUUUAUAUAUUAUCGCACCUCUCUCCGAAGGAAAGUUGAAGCUAAAAGCUGAAUGACGAGGUAAACCAGGUUUUGCGCACUUCAGCCUUUGGACACUGGCGCACCGGCUGCAAGUACAAGAUAAAAAGGAAAACAAGUGUUGCUCAUGUAAACUAGCAGCUGGAACAGUUUAGCCCACUCUUCUCUGACCUCAUACUGCAUUGCCUUUUUUUUUCUUUUCAUUUCGGCUUUCACAAUGAUCAAAACCGAGAGCAAACCCGACAGGACCCUACGGAGUGCUUCUCCUCACCGGAACGCCUAUAAAUCGGACUUCCAGGCAAUUAAGUGCUCUUUUGAUGUGGGCAAAUCUAGCGAUGGCCUUUCUCCAAAAGCGUACGCCAAUGGAUCUAGCGACAGUCGGGACGACGCUCGAGGCAGGCCUUUGGGAAAUCGUAUCAGCAAGAUCAAAAAUAUAUUCCUACAGAUGGACGGCCAACAGAAUGACACCCCUGAGUUGAAACACAUUGGAGGGAAGCAGGACAUCUCACCCGUAUCACCACCUAGAGCCGCCUUUGCCAGUUCACAUAAAAGUAAUUUUGCUCACACUAGUCUGGAAGCUCCAGUAGCUGAGAAAACCACAAAGGGUGAAGAUGGGGAGAUUGAUAAGGCUGCUUUGGCUGAAAAAUUCUCGGAAACCCGCAAACUUUUUGAAAGAGGCAUUCAAGAUCAAACGUUUACUGAGAAGGUUUCCCCCAAAAAAGUCAGAGGAAGACUUUCAUUAAGUAGCCUCUCGGAAGAAGGCAAAAGCUCGAGACAUUCAUCUGUCUCUUCUGAUCAAGCAGUAAAAACGGAGCACAGUCCAUCUGGUAUAGUUAAAGGAGGUCAGGAAGAGAAAAAUGAAGUUGAGGAAAGUAAACCCGCCACAAGAUUGUCACUUAAUGCAGGUCCUAUUUCUAGAAGGCUGGAAAAUUUUAUGGUGGACAGUGAUAGUGAUGAAUCAAACGGAAAAGCGUCCAGCAACGAGAUAAAACAGCAACAACACCCUGGUAAACCCUCCUCUCCAGUUAAAUCCACCAGUGGGAGCAUAUCAUCAGACUUGUCCAGCCCAUCUUUUCAAAAUGAGAGGCAGGGAGCGCCAUUUAUCAUAAGUACCUUAGAACCCCAUAAAACUAGCAGUUCUGAUAAAGGAAAAGCUGAUGGACCUCUGGAUGGUGUUGUAGCCCCUUCCAGCGGGCAGUCUUCACAUGAACCCUUGACCCAGACAGCAGUGGAGGUGGUCCGUGCAGAACUGGUUGUGGUCCAAAAUGAAUCUUCAGAAAGUGAGGAGAAUGAAUUUGAAAACGAUGUGUUUAAUGACCAGCCGGAACAGGAGACGGGCAAACCUUUUCUGUAUGAGGUGGAAAGUGAGGUUUCCCUGGAUAUCAAAAAGACCCCAAGUACAAAGCAAGCAGGAGUCAACUUUCUAGGAGAUAGUGAAGAGGAGGUAGCUGGUAAAUGGAUGGGUUGCCACCCUGCAGAGGAUGUAGAGGAAGAUGAUGUGGAUGAAGAUGAGAGUGAAAUUGAGGAGUCGGGGGAAGUGAAUAGUGGCAAAUUAACUUCAAAUAUUUGUGGAAUAGAAAAUGCAGCAUUUGUUGAUGAUAAAGAUACAGAUUUGGAUGUUCAGAGGGCCGGACCAACUGGUGAGCUUGAAAACAUAGAAGAAGAAUUUGCAACAUGUCAGGAUGGAUUGUUGUAUGAAGAAAUCCCUGGACUUUCAGAUGAAGAUUGUGGAGUGGAACGCAAGAUUCAGUUCUCAACUGACCCCAUAAAGGUAUUCUCUACAUACUCCAAUGAAGAAUAUGACAGGCGCAAUGAUGAAGUUGACCCUGUGGCAGCUUCUGCAGAGUAUGAGCUGGAGAAAAGGGUUGAAAAAAUGGACGUGUUUCCUGUUGAAAUUGAAAAGGGAGACAAUGGUCUAGGAAUCAGUAUUAUAGGAAUGGGUGUUGGAGCAGACCAGGGUUUGGAAAAACUUGGCAUUUUCGUAAAGACCAUCACUGAAGGCGGUGCUACUCAGAGAGAUGAACGAAUUCAAGUGAAUGACCAGAUUGUUGAGGUGGAUGGCAUCAGUCUUGUUGGGGUUACACAGCUUUUUGCUGCAACGGUCUUGAAGAACACUAAAGGCACAGUCAAAUUUCUUAUUGGCCGAGAAAAGCCUGGCACACACAGUGAAGUGGCUCGUCUCAUUAGUGAGACAUUAGAGCAGGAAAAAAGUCAGCUAUUGGAGGAUGACUAUGAUCUAUCCACAGAAGAGGAUGAUCAUUAUGAAGAGGAGGAUGAUGAUGGCCCAGGCUUAAACCUUUCUUCAAAGUCAGUUGAAGUUUUUGAUCUCUCUGAACAUGAAGAUAUGUUUUCAUUACAGGAUAUGGAUUCCACACACGCAGCUGUAAAGUAUAAGGAGCUACAGCUGAAACAUGCCAUUGCAGCCUCUGAAAUCAGCAGAUUAAAAGAACAGUUAAUGGUAAUGGAAUCAAGUAAAGUUAACUGGGAGAAAGUACAGUCCAAGCUAGAGCAAGACAUUGAAGAAAAUAAGGAAAAAAUUAAAAAGUUGGAGACCUAUUGGAAUGAAGCACAGUCCUUAUGUAAAACUGUAAAUGAACAUCUUCGAGAAACUCAGUCCCAGUAUGAUGUUUUGGAAAAAAAAUACAAUAAGGCAAAGAAGCUGCUAAAAGAUUACCAACAAAAGGAAAUAGAAUUUCUUAAAAAAGAAGAGGACCAAAAAAGAACUCUUGAUGAAAAAGACAAAAUGUAUCAAGCACAGCUGAAGACCUUAGAGGACAGAAUUACAGAGUUGGAGGCAAAAGAUUCCAAGAAUGAAGUGAAGCAGACAGAAAGGAGUGAAUGUUAUGUUGUGCAGUGGCAGGGAGACCGAGCCACACUAGGUAGCUCCGAGCAGCUGGAUAGUGCAUCUGAUACAGAUGACAUUCCCUUUAGUCAUGGAACUGAUGACACUGUAACAAAAACAGAAUCCACUGAAACUUUACUUUCAGAUUUGGAUGACAUUGUUCCAGAAACUGAAAGACUUGAUACAAGUGCUUACAAAGCAAAGGCUCAGCUUGCUUUGAAAUCAAAAAGGCAAAGACCAUCUAGAAACAAACUAAGAGAAACGUAUGGAGCGGAAGACUUAAGCAUCCAGAAAAACUUUGAAAAACCAAGCUUAAUUUCUGAAGCAAAAUCUCCUUUGAAUGAAGUGUCAACAAAAAGCAUUCAAGAAAAAAAUUCACAACCUAUAGAGCAGCUGUCUCUGGAUAAAGUUAAACAUGAGGUACCUUCUUUGGGUGAAAGUGCAAAUAUUAGAUCAGAACUGAACUCCAUUGAUCAAGGCAUUAAACCAAACAAAGAUGGUAGUCUGAGCUCCAGUCAGUCCCCUUCCAAAGACUCUUCAAACUCUCCUUCAGGACUCAAGCGAAGUGUCAGAAAGGGAGAAUCAAAGGGAAAAGGCAAAGAUAGCAAAGAGGAGAAUCCUGCUGAAGUGAAUGACGCAAACACUGCUGGAAAACCAAAACGAAGAUUUCCUGAUUUUGGUGGCCUUAGGAAAUCUGGUGGCAAGGGGAAAAAGUCAGAAAAGGAUGGCCUGAGGAGCUCAAUAGGUAGCAGAGGUUCUAGUGACCUGUUAGAAUCAUCUGGAGGAAAUCUGUCUCCAGCAGAUUCAGUGUCGUCUAUCCCUACAUGUAUGCCUUUUCCCUGGUUUGGAGAUAGCCAUAAAGAGACUUCUUCAUCAAACACUCAUCUGCACAGUGCCCAGAGUGAUACAACUGUAGAGAAAAAUAGAAGCAAGACAAACCUUUCCUGGUCUUCAUUAUUCAGUCGUUCAUUAGAUUUGAAUAUAUCUGGCAUAGAUGAUUCAAAUCCUGGCAGUCCGUGCGCUGAUUUGACAGGUUUAGUGACAGAACCUAAUCUAUCAGGGCGUUCACAUACUUUAAUCUUCUCUUCAAAUGAGAUGCUGGAUGAAGACUCCAACUCAACAGGGAAACAAAACCAGUGGCAUAACAGACCUGUCAGUGAAUGGACAAGCCAACAAGUUUGUCAUUGGCUCAUGGGAAUGAACAUGGACCAGUACACCCCAGAGUUCACCUCCAAAGGCAUUAACGGGCAGCAGCUCAUGCAGCUGGACAGUGAGAAAUUAAAGGCUUUAGGUGUUUCUAGUCAAGCUGACCGAGCCACCAUCAAGAAAAAACUGAAGGACAUGAAAAAAACUCAAGAGAAAAUGGAGCGGCAGCGAGAGAAGAAAGAAAAGGAAGCCAAAAGAAGUGGGAAGACGGCUUUGAAUGUCGAGUCCAGCUGCUAAAGCACACAUUGUGUAUCGUUACUGUGCACAGACCUUUCAUGAAAUGAUCUUUUUUUUUAUGUAUAUUAGAUAAAUGCGUAUGUAUAGAGAGCAGGCGAGUGCAUGGUACAGAUGACCACUUGUUUUUGUUCUUUAGCUGACUAUUAGACGCUAGUCUUUAAAACAUUAUGGAGUCCCGUUUUUUGUUUUAAAUGUAGUUUUGCUCCCAAGUCAUUCUGGGCUCCCCUCUUUGAUGCUUUAGGCCUUACAUUAAUGUUGGCGAAAAAGAAAAAGCUGUGCCAUGUGGGGGACCGUAAACACAGAAGAGGUAAUGUGGUAAAGUCUCCUAAGUUUAUACAGAUAUUGUGGUCUUCAAGAAAUAGAAAGAAAAGGGCUAGGAGCGAAGGAAAGUGAUGAGCGCAGCACGCCGGCGUACCUGUGAGGGCCCCUCUGUCUGUCUGAUGUAUCGGCGCUCCUUAAAGGUCAGACAAGGAGACGAGAGCAAUGCAGUUAACUGGCGGAGACGCAGACGUUUGGAGUACGUCUUCCAAUUGAAGCUUAUUUAGAACGAGCUUUUUUAGUGUUUUGUAUGUUUUUGCAGGUAUGACAGUUGUACAUAUUUGUUUUUUCUUAAAUGUGUACAGUUUAUCAAACAAAAGCACUAAAUUCCAAGGAGACAAAGUUUUAGCUACUAAAAAUGAAAUUGCUGAUGAUUUUAUACGUAAUUGCCAACAACAUUGUAUCUUUCUUCAAAUGAAUGCUCUGAUACUGUUGAAAUUGGAUUCAACUCUUGAAAGUGUACUUUUUCUACUGAGUAGAACAGCAUAUAGAAUGGGACCAAUUUUUAUAUAUGUGUAUAUACAUGUACGUGUGAAUGUGUGUAUAUAUGUAUGUUUGUAUAUAAUAAUUUUAGUACACAUUUCAUGUUGCUGCUUCUGUUUUCAUUUGUGGAACAGCUGGGAGCUCAUUAAAGGUGAGGACAUUUAUACUACUAACCGAAACGUGAUGAGAGCGACUGUCUGCAUCCUGAAAACAAAGGGUUGGUCAGUCGGUGGUUUCCAUUUCACUUGUAACCCCCAGUGCCCCCUCAACAAUCAGUAGUUAACUGUUGUGGCUGCACUUGCUCGACAGCACAGUCGGCCUCAGCUGAAAAGUCCUCCAGGGGUUUGGCGGAUGGCUGGCACAAGUCUGGAGAAGCCUAAUAAGGAAAAAGGGUCAAAUUCUGUAGUAGCGGCCAAAGGAGGAAAACCAAAUGUUCACUUUUAGUACUGAAUUGGGUUUGGGUUUGGCUUCUGUAAGGUGCUCCCAGGAUAAUACAAGUUGUAAUAGAUCUAUUAUUAAUAAACGUUUUAAAAUUUGGAUCUUUUUAAGUUCCACAUGCUUUU
Messenger RNA from Polypterus senegalus (gray bichir), 5871 nucleotides. It is a transcript of the gene ppp1r9ala, whose product is annotated as protein phosphatase 1 regulatory subunit 9A-like A. NCBI's taxonomy places the organism in Eukaryota, Metazoa, Chordata, Cladistia, Polypteriformes, Polypteridae. Gene Ontology annotation, molecular function: actin filament binding. The transcript has 20 exons. Gene Ontology annotation, biological process: neuron projection development; calcium-mediated signaling; actin filament organization. Gene Ontology annotation, cellular component: cytoplasm; dendrite; postsynaptic density. The coding region runs from base 440 to 4507 and encodes 1355 amino acids. The record is from RefSeq and is a predicted model, not a curated record.